Molecule: messenger RNA, 2709 nt
Organism: Stegastes partitus (bicolor damselfish)
Lineage: Eukaryota; Metazoa; Chordata; Actinopteri; Pomacentridae
Gene: fbxo21
Product: F-box protein 21
Exons: 12
Coding region: 4-1920 (638 amino acids)
Molecular function (GO): protein binding; DNA binding
Source: RefSeq, a predicted model, not a curated record
AAGAUGGCGACGUCUGUAGCCGGAGAGGAGCAGCCAAGUCUAAAUGGGAUUAUUUCCGAGCCCCAGACUAAAAAACUCACCGACCUGCCGACCGAGUUGCUCGAACACAUCCUGUGCUUCCCCGUCCUCAAACAUGUCGACGUUUGUAACGUUUCCUGCUGCUGCAAGCGGCUACACGACGUCUGCCACGGAAGGGGAAAGGUCUGGGGACACCAGUACAAACUCAGAUGGCCAAGACUGCAGAGGUUUUACCGUCAGAAUGAGAGCUGCGACUGGCUCAGAGAAUACAAAACGCGCCACAGAGUUGGUAUACAAAUACGAAGGACCGUGGAAUCCAUCUCAAAGAGAUUCUUCACAGAAGUCCCUUGCGUUGGCCAGGUGCUGGGAGACAGCUUUGCAGAGAUUGAAUCACUUGGGAUGCCAGAGCACUUCUGUGAAGAUGAGCUCCUCUUCAUACUCAACUCAGACAAGAGGAAAAGCUUGACACUGAAGUACUAUGCAAAGAAAAUCCUUUACUUCCUGAGACAGCAGAACAUCUUGAGGAGUCUGAAGACCUUCCUGGAGCAGCCUGCAGAGCAGCAGUCAGCUUUAGAAGGUGCUGUACUGGUGGACCAGUAUUGUAACCCUCUGGCUGACGUCACCCUGGACAGCAUAUCAGCCCAGUUGGAUGAGAUCACAGAAAAAGUGAAGAAGAUGCUGAGAAUCAAGAACCCGUCUCACCCCAGCCUGCGCAUCGCUCAAGGUAACUGCUCUGUCGUGGAGGACUUUGAGCUGCAGAGGCAGGUGGUGUGUGCGCUGAACUCUGUCCUGUAUGAGCAGCUUCAAUACAAAGGCAAUGAGUGUGACUACUACAACCCCCUCAACUCCUACAUCCACCAGGUGCUACUACGCCACACAGGCAUUCCCAUAAGCCUCUCUGUUCUCUACAUGACGUUGGCCCGCAAACUGGGUCUUCAGCUGGAGCCUGUCAAUUUUCCCAAUCACUUCCUGCUGCGCUGGUGCCAGAAACCAAGAGGGAGUGAAGACAUCUACGACUUUGUCUACAUUGAUGCCUUUGGCAAAGGCAAGCAGCUGACGGCAAAGGAGUGCGAGUACCUCAUUGGCCACCAGGUGACGGCAGAUUACUACAGUGCCAUCAGCACCACGGAGGUGCUGCUCAGGAUGGUGGGGAACCUGCUCAACAUCGGCAAGAGAGGGGAGGGCAAUGAGAAAUCCUACCAGCUGCUGAGAGACUCGCUGGACCUCUACCUCACUAUCAACCCAGACAACGUGCAAUACUUGCUGCUGCAGGCACGGCUCUACUUCCACCUGGGAAUCUGGCCAGAAAAGGUGCUGGACAUCCUACAGCACAUUCAGGCACUGGAUCCCUCCCAGCACGGGGCAGUGGGUUACUUGGUGCAGCACACGCUGGAGCACAUCCAGCACAAGAAACAUCCAGUAACUCCUGAAGUGAAGAGGCGAAGUGCUCCAGAACACCUGGAGGUCCAGUAUUCAGUCGGCCUUAUUAUGAAACACAAGAGGUCAGGGUAUAACUGUGUGAUCUACGGCUGGGACCCCAAAUGCACCAUGAGCCAGGAGUGGAUCACCACCAUGAGGGUCCACCAGCUGUCCAACGGGGCUAACCAGCCUUUCUACAAUGUCCUCGUACAGGACGGAACAUGUCGCUACGCAGCACAGGAAAACCUGGAGCCCCACUCAGCGCCCUUGGAGAUUGGCCACCCAGAGGUCGGUCGCUACUUCUCCGAGUUCGCUGACACCCACUAUGUUGCCAAUGAAGAACUGCAGACACGAUACCCAGAGGACAUGGAUGAAACCCUGGGUACAGUGCAGGAGCUCUACCACAGACUGACGCCUGGCUCUGCGAACCAAGAGGAGGCUCCUGCCACAGACCAAAACAGCCACCAAGCCAUGUCCAUGUAGCAAGGAGCUGUAUCUGGCGCUUUGUCGUCCAACUACUACUAACCAACUACUGGUCACCCAUUCUCAAUUCACAAUCCACUUAGCUGCUGCUUUGUUGCACUUAUUCAAGUCUAGGUCGUGUGUAUCAGAGAGGUUCUUUUGUUUAGAAAAAAAAAAACAGUAUUGUUAUUGUUGUUGCUUUGAUACACAUAUCCAAAUACCACAAUGUAUUUGUUGCGGAAAAAAAAAAAAGUUCAAACUAUAGAAUGAUAUGAUGCUUGUUGGGGAAGACAUCUUCAAAUCCAGUGACAAGCCUGAAAAAGUAUUCAAACUCAGAAUCACGCAUUAGUAUACACCAUGAAGAAGAAGAAAACACAUUUGGAAUAAACAGUUAAGUGGACGAGUAAAUUCAGGAUGAGUAUCCAGGUGCUGUAAAUCCCCCCUUUGCCUAAAACCAAGGAAUGCUCCUUUACCCACAACCCCCUGCAUCCAGCACCAGUCUACAAAGCAUAUACCCUAACCCCCAGGUGCAGUGCCACACGAAAGACUAUAAAGAAAACACUUUGUAAAUUAACUUUUAUUCCCCAUCUUUUAACCAAGUUUCAUGCACUUACGAAAAUCUAACUUUCACAUUUCUAGAUAUUUUUUUUUUCUGUAUAUUUACAAGUGAAAUGUGUAGGAUGCCAUGGCUCAUCAGUGUCUUUAAUGGAAAAACUAGACGAACCAAUAAGGACACCAGUGACUUGAAACAGAAAUGACUCUGAGCUUUGAGGAAACUAAAAAGAAAAAAAUAAAGCGUUUCAAGUUUUA